ACUACCCCCUCCUACAACAAAAGAAAAAAAAGAAACUCAUGAGUUUUUAAGAGACAGCUCGUCUUGCUGUGUUAAAGAUGCAUUUAUCUUCAAUCCUCUCUGAGACAGCAGUCACAAACACACAGCAUAUUUUGUAUUUGGAGACAGAAUAUUUUUUGCCCAUUUUUUUAUUCAUUCAUGUCUCUCUCUCAUUGAUUGAACACAAAGUGUCUUUCACCUUUAGUUUUCACUGAGUUUCUGACUUUGGUUUAUUCUGUCAGCAGCAGGCUUUGAUGCAAGCCAUUUUAUUGUGGUUCAGGCUGCAUUUUUAGGAUAUCUCCCCUAUACGAAGGAGAGAAUCUGCCCCAUUCUCCUAUCUUUUUUAGCUACUACUAGCCUGUUUCCAGGUAUUUAACUUAACCCAUCAACACUGAGCAGCUUCAAGAUGUCUACAUGAUGCUGCCUCCACCAUCUUUGCCAGUGGAGGCAGUGGAGUGGAUAUGUGUCAAGGCUUGAGAGUAAAUGAGACUUACAGCAACUUUAGACCUGACUUUUCAGAUUUCUUUUUGAAAAAAGUUUUUUUUUUUUUGUAUGUGUAAUUUUGGUGCCGCCUCCAUUGCAUGAAAUCCAUAUAAUAGCUUUUAUUUUCUGCUUAUGCACAUGAAAAGAAACAUAGAAAGACACUGUUUUGUACCAUUUAAAAUGUUAUUGUAGAAAUGGAGAGAAUGAACAGUGAAUUAAGAAACUCAUGAACAAAACAUGUGAAACUAAAAAAAAGGGCAUGUUGCAUCAUUGUUUUAGUCUUUGGCAACCCAUCUCCCGUUACUGCAGGCGGCUACUGUUCAAGCAAUUGUUUCACAAGGUACAGAAACAGGAAAAACAACAUAUGUCCCACCUGAGAUUUUUUUCACAGACUGUCUGAGGGGCAUGAUGAAAUAGAGGUGAGAUGCACUGCACUGCACUGCGGCGGCACAGAGUGUUUAAAUGUAGCAGAUGUCACUGUAACUGUGCUACAGUCUCAAGGCCAAAUUUACUGUAAACUUGGACGACGGUAACAACUAGAAAAUGAUAAAUUCACAAAAACUACACUGUUUAAAAUAAGAAAACAAAGUGAAACCGAGCACAUGAUCGGUUGAAACAAGGAUGGAAACUGACAGCAGAAAGCAAAAGGGAAGUGUCAUUUUUUAGUUGACGGCUAUAUUCAGCAGGGAGUGUCCCUUACAAGUGCACACACAGAGACUGCUCUGUCUCUCUAUCUCUCUCUCUCUUUCUGCUUGCAUUUUCCCCAUUAGCUCACUUCAAAAGCAAUAUAAGUGACACUUGACAGCAAGCAAGCAAAUACGAGAGCUAGGAGAGAACUAAAAUCUGGACCGUGAGAGAAGCUUUCCACUAAGAAAUGGACAAAUUUGGCCGAAACAUAAAAUAACUCAUUGUGGUAUCGAUUUGUAGCAUUUCUUUUUCUUAUUUUUUUCUUUUACAAACAUUUUGUUGAGGACGAAUGUGCUGGUCAAGAUUACCAACAAGCUUCAGAGGUCAGAGUGAGGAGCUGGAUGUUUGACUGAACUGUGGGGAGACAAUUAUUUCUGAGCCAAAUUAGUAGAGUUGUGGAUCUGUGGUCCAGUUGGGAUGUCAGAAGGUGGUGCAGCUCCCCCACCGCAGGUCUUUGUGGUGGACAGCCAGGCCAGCUACGUAUCCAUGCCUGGCAGCAAGAAAUCCUCAUGGGCCACAGCAGGCCAGAGGUUUCUCCUCCUUCUCCUGGGAUUGGCUGUGCUGGGAGUCUUUGUUGAGGGAUAUUUGAUCUACAUACUUUACCAAAGGACUGAGCCUUUGUCUCGCUGCGGGACUAAUCCUCCGUGCCAUAACUCUUCCCACCCACUGAUGCUUGAACAGCAGAAUGGCAGGAUGUCAAGUCAAAUCAAAACUAAAGAAUCCAAUGAGAUUCUUCCAAUUGCUCCUCCAGAGAGACCAAUAAGGCCAUUUGCUCACGUGUUUGGUGAUGGUCCUUUGAGGGAUAAUGAAGUGCGGUGGAACCCAGUUGAACAAGACAUAAAAAACAUGGGGUUUAACAACAGCGGCCUUAUAAUCCUAGAGGAAGGCUACUACUACGUUUACUCCAGGGUGGAGAUAGAUUUUUCCAAUGAAACUACUAAUAAAGGUGUCUUCCACAAAAUAAUGAGAAACACAAGUGGCUAUGGGAAGCCUAUAGAACUACUCCAUUCCAAAAGCACUUGCUGCCAAUAUAGAAGCUCUGCUAAUUCUGAUGCCGAGGAGCUGAGGAGCAGUUUCCUGGCAGGAAUUUUCCACCUGCAGGAAGGAGACCAUAUUUAUGUCACAUUGAGCAGAAUAAAACAGUUGAGUCAAGGGUCCAGCUUGGGGGCUUUCAGGAUAGAUCAUUAGACAAUAACAAAGCAUGUUGUCUGAACAGUGUUUAUUUUUUUAUGUUAGAGAUGUAAUCUAAUAUAUAUAUAUAUGUACUGUACCUGAUGGAUGUCAUUUUGACCAAUGGAAGAACAAAUAUUUUUAAAAUGAAAGUAUCUGAUAUUCAGAUUAUCUAUAUAUAUACGUAUUUGCAACUGUUAUUUUACAAAAUAUGUUGUUUAAAUAAAACUGA
This is a messenger RNA of Cyprinodon tularosa, 2590 nucleotides long. RefSeq names its product tumor necrosis factor ligand superfamily member 14 (gene tnfsf14b). The record is from RefSeq and is a predicted model, not a curated record. Gene Ontology annotation, molecular function: tumor necrosis factor receptor binding. Bases 1606 to 2376 code for a protein of 256 amino acids. NCBI's taxonomy places the organism in Eukaryota, Metazoa, Chordata, Actinopteri, Cyprinodontiformes, Cyprinodontidae. Gene Ontology annotation, biological process: immune response. The transcript has 7 exons. Gene Ontology annotation, cellular component: membrane.